CGAUCGGUUCCCUUUUGGGGCCGUCUAGCAUCGUCCAGUAUGUACAACUGUAUCUACCAUCUCGGCCUUCACAGCUAGGUACACUGAAUUGAGGUCGUCUGAUACGACUCUUCGGAUUUUUUUCGUCCUGUCGACAUUGAAACAACCUCCUGUCGUUAUUCUUCUAGAGACCCGAUUGGUUUGCUAGACUAAGCUAGAAUGGUUGCAGGUGAGUAGUCGAUCAGGCGAAGGUGAGAACCUGAUGUAGGUCCAAGCAGGUACGGUGCUGCGGACGAGUCUGUUGAUACACGACUUGCGUCAUUGAGCUGUUUUGAGAGUUCGGAAGUCCAAAGUUGGUUGUUCGGGUCUGUCGACUGUCGUGUCCGGUUGCUUGCAGCGACAGUGGGAUAACAGUGGAAACAUGAGCUUAGAGUUCGAUUUGCUUAGCUUGGGUGUAGCGGAAAUCGUGACCACCAGGUUUAGAUUUAGGUGGAUUGUGAAUGCCGACAAUCUCGUUGCCGACUUCGGAAAUUUCACCCACUCGCCCAAACCUGAUGAGAAGUUGCGGCGUCGGUGUAUCCAUAGUGUGUUUGUAUUCAAAUAGUUGCGCUUGUUGCAUGUGAGCGAUUAAUAGGCCAUCCAGGUCAAGUUUAGUUUGAUAUCUACUCCUGGUUAGGUGAUUUAAAGCGCCGUGGUCACUACUCAUUCUUCCUAGUCUUCCUCUCAAUAUAAGUGUGCAACUUAUAUUAGUUGCACACUUUACAAGCAUAAACUUUCACGUCUACAACUUGCAGCGCUCCUACAACUGUACCAAACAAAUUGGCUUCAUGGCAUUUAUGAGCAGGUGGUGUAGUAUGUUAAUUGUGUAGUCCGCUUACUAACUCUAUGUCUCAUCAGGUGCCACUAAUGGUCUUUGGAAAGCAGGAUCGACGUGCCAAUGUAGAUUGAAGCUAUUGUUUCUGGAUCGUCUGGAUAAUUGGAGGAGCAGACCUACUUGUGCAGGUCCAAUUCUCCGUAAAAGAAUAGAUCAGGAAUGCGCCAUGGGACAAGGGUCGGGUGGAAUGCUUUAAACAGGGCAGGGUCAUGUAAUUCGCAGUGGAAGUUUCGUAGCCCGAGGCAGAGAAAGUCGACCGUGCAUUGGGGUCAUGUUAGAAAUGGCGGACAUGCACUCCACUAGUAUUGGUAGGAAAGGGGUGCCAGGAAGAGAUGUGCAAGCAAGCUCCUCUUGGAAGGAGAGGAGACAGUGCGAAUGCAGAUUGAACAGGCUUUUGUUACUCGUUGUGGCAUUGCUAGCUGCAGCAUCAUUCAAUGUGUGUUUGGCACAGAGCUUCAACGAUGCCGUCGCAUACUUAGAUAAUGCUGAGAAAGAGGUCAUGAGAGUUGCCGCAAAAGCCACCGAAAAUUUUGCCAACACUUGUGGCUUGGUGGCUUCCUGUGGAGAGAGCUGCUCAAGACAGUCGUGCGAACCAUUGGAAGGGGACCUCGACUUGUUGACGUGCAAAAAUGUUGCGCUCAAUCCAACUUGUAUUGAUUUCAAAGGCAAUCGUGGAUGUUCACAGCUGCGAGUUACUCUCUCUAAGAGUUACGUGAGAGUUCCCACUCCACUCAAUGUAACUCUGACAACUGCAGCCAACACACAAUCUGCAGUCAGAGGAUGCUCGAUCCCCUUUUUAUGGAAAUUUCAAAAAAUAACAACGCAAGCAACCUCACUUCGUGGUUCUACCUUGGAUCAGUAGAAGGGUUGCAGCGUUCAUUUCCUGGUCGAGAUGUGUCACGGACGAGUUGCACAUUUGAGCCCAGAAAGCGUCCGUGGUACAUGGGUGCAACAGCCGUAACGAAGGAUCUUGUCAUUCUUUUAGAUAAAGGAAACUCGAUGGGCGGUGCUUUACCUGGUGAUAUUUUAAUUUCUAGAGAUGUCACAAAGUUUAAUGCAGCUGUAAACAUCGUCAAGGAUCAUCUGGAUGCCCUGACGUAUGGUGAUCGUGUAUCAGUUCUUUCAUUCUCACGCAAGCGCGACUUGGUGUACAAGACAAUGGUGGCCAAUGGUAUGCCUUCCUACUCACAGCCCUUGAAAGACGAGCUAGAUAGAUUGUCUGUGAAUGCCAGGCAAGGGGUUCCCGAUCUUUUAUCACGGAUUCUAAGAGUCAAUGAAACCUAUUCUCGCAGACCCAGAUCUCAAGUUCUUAAAAUCAUGUUCGUCAUUACAGACGGGCGGUUUGCUGAUGAAACCAUACUGCCUGAGUUAAGCCCAGCCCUUCAACAAUUGAGGUCACAAAACGUUUUGUCAUUGUUCUACAGCUUCGAUCGCAGUGAUCCUGCCAAGGCUGUUUUAUCCAGUAUAGCUUGCAAUGUGAGUGGCGUAUACGAGCGCAAUGAAAAUACGGUCCAGAAUCCUCUUUGGACCCUGAGGUCUUACUUUGGAAUCAUAGCUCAAUGGCGCUUGAAGGCUGUUGCCUACAGGCCUUACUGGAUUAAGCCCUAUAGAGAUAGUGGUAGCCUCGAAGACGUUAUAACUGUUGCUUACCCCGUCUUUGCGCCAGAUAACUACACACUUAUUGGGGUAGUUGGUUCCGAUGUUAUCAUAAACGAGUUGGGCUCCAUGGCCACUGCUGGCUUUUCUUCUGCAUUGGUUGGACGACCCACUGAUGAUUCCAUCUCUGUUACUCCUGAACCCCUCCCUCGCAAUGUGCAGUUAUCGACCUUGAACACGUGCUCCACUGUUGUAGCUCCUGCUAAUCCUCUAUGCGUCUCUAAUGACACCAGCGGCGUUUCAGUUGAAGAAAGUGUUUGUAAUUGUCCUCCCACAUGCAAAGCUCCACAGAGUAGCGACUCCAAGGCCUUAAUAUCAGUAGCUGUGAUCGCUGGCGCAGCAAGCGGAGGUGGUGCUCUUGCCCUACUAGCCGCUGGUUUUUUAGUUGUGUAUUGCUUCAGGCGUAGGUCCAAGGCUCGGAAGAUAGAAAAACAGGUCUCUGUUGUAGCGACCAACGCUUCAAGCUCGGAGAAAACCCUAACUGCAUAUUUUCAGGGUGGAAAACUUUUGAAAGGGAGCACAUCUAGGUUUUCUGAACCCCGGCCCAACUCAGUUGUCUCUGAUUCUUCUUCACGAAGGCGAAAAAGUUCUAAAGCUGCGGCUUGGCCUGUUAGAAAUCAAUCCGUCGGCAGAGACGUGGCGUGUUUCACAAUGGAGGAGCUCGAGGAAGCAACCAACAACUGGUCAAAGGAAGCGCUCCUAGGUAAAGGCACCUGUGGCAGUGUCUACAAGGGAAGGCUACAUGGCGUGAUUCGGGCGAUCAAAAGACCUGACACGAGUGAAGACGUUGCCAAGUCUACAUUUGACAAGGAACUGGACCUGCUGUCCAAGUUGAACCACACGUGCCUGGUGCGUCUUAUCGGCUACUGCGAAGAUGAGCGUGUGCUUGUGUUCGAAUACAUGCAGAAUGGCACUCUGGAAGACUGCCUCCACAAGAACCGCCUGGAGAGGGCUUUAAGCUGGAAAGAGAGGCUGAAAAUCGCCGCAGGUGCUUCUAAAGGUCUAGAGUAUUUGCACGAAUACGCCACUACCAUGAUCAUCCACGGUGAUGUGAAGCCAGCCAACAUCUUGUUAGACGAGAAGCUGGAGGCCCACAUCGCGGACUUCGGGCUGUCUCUCUCCAGCCACGAUCAGAAUGUGUCAAUGCUGUGGGCUUCGCGCAUGGGGGGAACUCCGGGGUAUUUCGACCCAGAGUACUCUUCCCUUGGUUCUUUCACGCCGAAGAGUGAUGUCUACAGCUUUGGGGUCGUGCUUUUGAAAAAAUUUAGUGGGCGGAAAGUGGUCCACGAGAGAAGGAACAUCACGAGCUGGGCUGCUGAGAUGUGUGAGCAAGAUGUGGCGUUAAUCUUAGACUCCAGCUUGGAGCCAUCCCAGCGGGUAGACUCUAUCCACCCGAUCAUUCGCCUGGCUUUACAGUGCGUGCAGACGGAGCACCGAUAUCGUCCGAAAAUGAAAGAUGUGGCUGCCAAGUUUAGCAGCGCGGUUGCAGACUGGAAUAAGUUUGAGUGGGAGGCUUCGUCGACUGUUAGAAAUCAUCCCAGUCGGAGGCAGCAUCCUCAGUACGGGACUUUUUCCCAUCCUUCAGACGGAUUCGAAGGAGAAUUAUAUGUACCAUAACUUCUAAACAGCAGCCCUGCGGAAUCAUGCCGCCAAGUCCUCGAUAGAUUCGGCCCGUAAUUCAUCUGAUCUGCCAUUCGCAGAAUUCUAGAGUGUGUUGCCUUUGGGUCUUGGAAGCUUUCAUAGCUGCCAACUGCUGUGCAUGUGUGCACAAUUUUCGCUAGGCAGCGUGUAAUUUUACCGCCUCAGACGCAGCCCAUCUGUGACUUAAACAUUCAAGUCAUCGUCGCUGAAAUGAGUACCUCACCUCCCCUCGUGCGGCUAUGGGCAGAUGAUCAGCCCUUCCUUCUCUCUACACAGCUGAAAAACUAGCAACUAGUUCUAUCUGAACUUCAAUCGGUUGAUUGUAGUCCUUACGAUUCAGUUUCUUUAGAAUCUGUUCGGGCACCGACUUCAUUCCUUCUAGAGAUAAACCAGCUAGUCUCUGAUUGUUUGAGCACUACCUUCAUAGGGAUGAUCAUGGUGCUCACUUGUUCAUGCAAAUAUUCUAGAUCAUCCUCUCGUUGUGUGCUAUGUCCUUGAGGGCAGACUUUGGGAAUUAUCUGUAGUUGUGUGGUGGCGUAUUUGUAAUAUAUAUAUAUAUAUAUAUAAAUGUGUAGUUGGAGGUGUGUUUUUGUCAGGCACCCACAAGUGGAAAAGAUCAAAACUCAUCAUAAAGAGAAAGAAAUGUUUUUCUGAUUUCACUAAGUUUGGAGAUUUUGGGUUUAAUCAAAAACUCUACAACCGUCAACCCUAA
Molecule: messenger RNA, 4862 nt
Organism: Physcomitrium patens
Lineage: Eukaryota; Viridiplantae; Streptophyta; Bryopsida; Funariales; Funariaceae
Biological process (GO): protein phosphorylation
Molecular function (GO): ATP binding; protein kinase activity
Source: RefSeq, a predicted model, not a curated record